Messenger RNA from Chlamydomonas reinhardtii, 3925 nucleotides. RefSeq lists its product as uncharacterized. The transcript is spliced from 14 exons. Lineage: Eukaryota; Viridiplantae; Chlorophyta; Chlorophyceae; Chlamydomonadales; Chlamydomonadaceae. Gene Ontology annotation, cellular component: nucleus. The record is from RefSeq and is a predicted model, not a curated record. Gene Ontology annotation, molecular function: RNA binding; pseudouridine synthase activity. The coding region runs from base 100 to 3405 and encodes 1101 amino acids. Gene Ontology annotation, biological process: pseudouridine synthesis.
AUGAAGCACAGGUGUGACAUUUAAAGCUUCAGAUGCACAAAUUAUGAUUACACCGCAGCUUUGGAGCGGCGGCCGCCGGUUUCGCAAAAUGCUCACGGAAUGGCUGCUUACUCUGACAGGUUCCGUGACUUUCAAGUCCGGGAGGUGGACGCGGAUGGAAAUGUCGCUCGCCUGACGACUCUGGAGCCGCCCCAACUGGCGGCGUCGCAUGCCAGAGCCAACGUCGCAGCUCCGGAUGGCGACGACACCGCCGCCGCCGCCGGCGACGCCGCCGCCGGCGGCAGUGGCGGCGGGGGUGCGGGUGCAGAAGGCGAGGAGGCCGCUGGCGGCGAGGAGGCCGCUGCCCCCGCUGCCCCCGCUGCCCGCCUGAGCGCCGCCACACCGCGACUGGUGGCGGCGUUUGCGGCUGUAGCAGGAGAUAAGAAUGGGGAGCUGCUGGGGCAGCUGCUACAGCGCAUAGUGGUGCAGCUACAGCCGGCGGCGGCGGAGGCGGCUGCGGCGGAAAUGGCGGAAGUGGCGGCGGCGGCGCCACCAGCGGCCGCGGGGGCGGAGAGUAAGGCCGCUGAGGAAAUAAAGACGGAGGCGGAGAAAGGCGAGGCGCAAGCGGAGCAGCCGCAGGCGACAACAGCUACUGCCACUGAUGCUACUGCCACUGCCACUGCGGCGGCGGCUACUGCCGGCUGUGUGGUGGUGUCGGGGGCGGGCGGGCGGCUGUCGGUGCUGCUACAGCCGGUGGAGAGCAAGGACGCACGCAAGGCCAUCCACGAGUUCUUUCGCAGCACGCCCGGCAUGCCGCACGUCACCACCGAGACAGUCACCAUCGCGGAGGCGGCGGCGGCGGCAGCAGGAGCGGCAGGGGGCAGCGGCGCUGCUGCUGCUGCGGCGGCGGCAGUGGGGACGAAGCGCGCUGCGGAGGGGCAGCAGCCGCCCGGCAAACGGCAGCGCGGGGGGAGAGAUGACGGCGGGAGGGGCCGUGGGCGAGGACAGCAGCAACAGCAGGGACAGCAGCAGGGGCAGCAGCAGGCGCAGCAGGCGCAGCAGGGGCCGCAGCACGGCACGCAGAUUCAAAUCGUGUUCGAUCCGGCGAGAGCGGAAGGAGGCGGUGGUGGCGGCGGCGGGCGGGGCGGCCGCGGCGGCGGGCGCGACGGCGGGCGCUGGGGCGGGCGUGGCGGCCGCGGCGGCCGGGGGCGCUGGGGCGGGCGUGGGGACGGCGGCGGCGGCCGGGGUGGCGGCGGCAGUGACUUUUGGGAGGGCGGGCCCAACAAGUUCCUGCGGUUCGUGCUGUACAAGGAAAACAUGGACACGCAGGUAGCACUGAGCCUGGUCAGCAAGUUUGCGGGUCUGGGCCCCGGCGGUAAUUGCUUCGGCUUCGCGGGCACCAAGGACAAACGCGGCAUCACCACACAGUUCGUCACGGCCUUCAAGGUCCCGGCCUCCCGCCUGGCCCCGCUGAACUCGCGGCUGCGCGGCAUGCGGCUGGGCGACUGGUCGUACGCCGCCGCGGGGCUGCGGCUGGGCGCCCUGGGCGGCAACACCUUCGAGCUGCUGAUGCGGGACGUGCGGCCGCUGCCGGAGCAGGCGCAGAAGGAGAAGGAGGAGCGGAAGGAGGAGGGGAAGGAGGAGGAGGAGAAGGAGGGGAGUGUGGAGGAACGGCAGGCGGCGCUGGUGGCGCAGAUCUCGGCGGCCUGCGACGCGGUGGCGGCUCGCGGCUUCAUCAACUACUUUGGUCUGCAGCGCUUCGGCACAGGGGGAGCGCCCACACACGAGGUGGGCCGCGCGCUGCUGCGUGGUGAGUUCGAGACGGCGGUGCGGGCGGUGCUGACGGGGCGGCAGGGCGAGCGGCCCGACAUCGCGGCGGCGCGGCGGCUGUUCCUGGAGGGCGGGGACGCCAAGGCGGCGCUGCGCGCACUGCCGCCCUUCCUCCUAGGCGAGCGAGCCGUGCUGAGCGUGCUCGCCAAACAACAGCCGCAACAGCAGCAGCAACAGCAGCAGCGACACCAGCAGCAGCAGCCGGGCGACAAGCAGAAGAAGGGGCCGCCGGCAGCGGCGGCGGCGGCGGCGGCGGCGGCGGCGGCGGCGGCGGCGGCGGCGGCGGCGGCGGCGGCGCCAAAGCAGCAGGGGCAGGGGGCGGCGAAGCCGCAGGGGCAGGGUCAGGGUCAGGGGCAGCCCAAGUGGGACUGGGCGGGUGCGAUGAUGGCGGUGCCUCGCACGCUGCGGAUGAUGUACCUGCACGCCUGGCAGAGCGGCGUGUGGAACGAGGCGGCCAGCCACAGGAUACGCCGCUACGGUCACCGUGUGGUGGAGGGCGACCUGGUGUUGCCGCUGCCGGCGGCGGGUGCGGGUGUGGGUGCGGGUGGGCUGGAUGACGGCGGCGGCGGCGGCGGCGGUGGGGACGAUGAGGGCGGCGGUGCGGAUAUGUUGGCGGCGGCGGCUGGCGAGGGCGGAGCGGACGGCGGCAAGGACGGCGCUAGCACCGCACCGCCCGGCGGCGGCGACACCGGUAGCGGCAGCGGCGGCAGCACCAGCGCCGCCUCCCGCCUGGCUGCGGUGCGGGUGGUGAGCGCUGCUGACGUGGCGGCGGGGCGCUACAGCGUGUUUGACCUUGUGCUGCCGCUGCCGGGCCGCGAGGUGGUGUACCCGGCCCAUGACACCGGCGCCUUCAUUCGCGAGGCGGCCGCGGCGGCGGGUGUGUACCUGGACCGCCCCUCCUCCGCGCCCUCCGCCGCCGCCGCCCCCCACGAGCUGAGCCUGGCCUCUCUCAGUGGCGACUACCGGCGUCUGCUCAUCCGGCCGCGACACCUCGAGUACUCCUUCACCAGGUACACCGACCCCAACGACGACACGCUCGUGCUCACCGACCUGGAGCGACUGGAGCGCCGCCCCUACCCCCCGCCGCCGCCCCUGCCGCCGCCGGGUGCGGGUGCGGGUGCUGGUGGUGCCGGCCCCGCGGCCGCGGCAGCGGGUUCUGCGGGUGCGGCCGCGGCAGCGGGCUCUGAAGCUGCGGGUGGUGGUGGUGGUGGUGGCGGUGGCGGUGUGUUGCGCGGCACGGGGCCGCUGCUGGCGCUGCGGCUGGCCUUCACGCUGCCGUCCUCCUGCUACGCCACCAUGCUGCUGAGGGACCUGAUGAAGGGCUCCACUUCAAAGGCCUUCCACUCCGGCCUGUCCACCGCGGCGGCGGCAGCAACGGCGGCGGCGGAGGCGGCGACGGCGCCAGCAGCAGCAGAGUCAGCGCCUGGAGAGGCGGCAGCAGAGCCAGCAGCAGUGGCAGAGGUGGCGGAGGCGGGGGCUGAGGAGGGCUGUGUCGACGUUCAGGCGGCGCCUGAGGGCGGCGCGGCAGCGGACGCCGAGGCGGCGGCGGCGGCGGCGGGUGGUGGUGAGGGCGGCGCUGAGCCGAUGCAGACGUAGGCGACAGACAUACGGAAAACAUUAGAAUUUAGGAGGUACGGUACAGCGGCGGUACGGCGUUAAAUAUCAGCCACUUGCUUCCUUUGCCAUGUCCCUAACUGGAUAUGGGGUGGUGCGGCGGUACACGGCGGUGCACGGUGGCCUGGGCCCUGGCGGCUGGAGCGGACUGGAUGCAGCUAGGGCUGGGGGCGCCCCACUGAGCGGCUGACAGGGCGCUUGGACUGCGUGGACUGAUGUGGGCACGUCGUUAGUCGGCACGCACGUGAGGACAUGGGUGUGUCAGUCGGCACGCACGUGAGGACGGGGGGUGUCAGCAGUCAGCGGCGGGACUUGGGCCAGGCCAGCACUGCGGUAGCGGCUGGGACAGCAUGAAUGAUGCGGGCAAAGCACGCGUGGGCAAGUGUUGCGCGGACGCGUUGUAGACUGAGCGCCUGUGCGUAGCAAGUUGUUCUGCUGUUGGCGUGCACAGCUUUGUAUCAGUGCUGAUCACAGCAGCCCUAAUGUGUAAGCGUCUGGGAUU